Micropterus salmoides (largemouth bass) is the source of this 3917-nucleotide messenger RNA. RefSeq names its product polyribonucleotide nucleotidyltransferase 1, mitochondrial. The coding region runs from base 1 to 2313 and encodes 770 amino acids. Gene Ontology annotation, biological process: mitochondrial RNA 3'-end processing; mitochondrial mRNA catabolic process. The transcript has 28 exons. Lineage: Eukaryota; Metazoa; Chordata; Actinopteri; Centrarchiformes; Centrarchidae. Gene Ontology annotation, molecular function: RNA binding; 3'-5'-RNA exonuclease activity; polyribonucleotide nucleotidyltransferase activity. The record is from RefSeq and is a predicted model, not a curated record. Gene Ontology annotation, cellular component: cytosol; mitochondrion.
AUGAGGUAUUUGCUCCGACUGGGGCAUUCGUUUGCCCGCCUCCAUGUCCGUUUAUGUCACCAUAGUGUUUACAGCAGCCAUGCAAACCCACGAAGACUGGGAGUGGACCUUGGAGAAAAGAAACUUGAGAUCUCUUCAGGGAGGUUUGCUAGAUUUGCUGAUGGAGCUGCUGUGGUACAGCUGGGAGAGACCUCUGUGAUGGUGACUGCUGUGAGCAAAACCAAACCUUCUCCAUCUCAGUUUAUGCCUCUUGUGGUUGACUACAGACAGAAAGCGGCUGCUGCCGGUCGAAUCCCCACUAACUAUUUGAGGCGGGAGCUGGGCACCACCGACAAUGAGAUACUCACCAGCAGGCUCAUAGACAGGUCUAUUAGACCACUGUUCCCUCCAGGUUACUUUUAUGAUACUCAGGUUCUUUGUAACCUGCUGGCAGUUGAUGGUGUCAAUGAUCCAGAUGUGCUGGCUAUUAAUGCAGCUUCAGCUGCUCUGGCCCUGUCUGACAUCCCCUGGCAUGGACCCAUAGGUGCUGUGCGUGUUGGCAUGGUAGAUGGAGAGUUGGUGAUUAACCCCACUAGGGCAGAGAUGGCUUCCAGCAGUCUUAACCUCAUUGUGGCUGGGGGCCCCAGCAGUCAAGUGGUGAUGAUUGAGGCGUCAGCUGAGAACGUGCUGCAGCAGGACUUUUGCCAUGCAGUGAAGGUGGGAGUCAAACACACCCAGCAGAUCAUACACGCCAUCCAGCAGCUGGCGCGAGAACAGAAGGUCACCAAGCGCACCCCAGUCAAGGUCUUCUCAGCCCCGACUGACAUGGUGGAAAAUGUUCGGCAAUUAGCUUCUGAGAAGAUCUAUGCGGUUUUCACUGAUUACACUCACGAUAAGAUUUCAAGAGAUGAAGCUAUCAACAAAGUUCGACUAGAAACUGAAGAGGACCUUAAAGAAAAAUUCCCACAGGCUGAGCACUUUGAAGUCAUUGAAUCCUUCAACACUGUGUGCAAAGAAAUCUUUCGCAAUUUAGUGCUUAAUGAGUACAAGAGAUGUGAUGGGAGGGAGUUGACUGCUUUAAGGAACAUUUCUUGCGAUGUCGACCUCUUUAAACCACUGCAUGGCUCAGCUCUGUUCCAGAGAGGACAAACACAGGUGCUGAGCAGUGUCACAUUUGAUUCCCUGGAAUCCAGUGUCAAAGCAGAUAUUAUCACCACAGCUUUGAGUGGCAUUAAAGACAAAAACUUCAUGCUUCACUAUGAAUUCCCUCCAUAUGCAACAAAUGAGAUUGGAAAAAUGGGAGGCAUCAAUAGGAGAGAGCUUGGACAUGGGGCCCUGGCUGAGAAAGCUCUGAGACCAGUCAUUCCUAAAGACUUCCCUUUCACUAUCAGGGUCACUGCUGAGGUGCUUGAAUCAAACGGAUCCUCUUCAAUGGCUUCAGCAUGUGGAGGCAGCCUUGCGCUGAUGGAUGCAGGUGUGCCCAUCUCUUCCGCUGUGGCAGGUGUUGCAGUUGGCCUCAUCUCCAAGGCCAACCCAGAGAAGCCUGCUGAGAUCCAAGACUACAGAUUACUAACUGAUAUUCUGGGGAUAGAGGAUUACCUUGGAGACAUGGACUUCAAAUUGGCAGGAACAAACAAGGGCAUCACUGCUUUACAGGCUGAUGUGAAGAUCCCAGGUUUGCCUCUGAAGCUGGUCAUGGAGGCUAUCCAGCAGGCCACAGUGGCAAAGAAGGAAAUCUUGGGCAUCAUGAACAAAUGUAUAGCAAAACCCAGAGAGACUAGGAAGGAGAAUGGACCUGUUGUGGAAAAUGUCCGGGUGCCUGUUUCUAGACGAGCACGCUUUGUUGGUCCAGGCGGCUAUAACCUUCGCAGGCUACAAGCUCAAACAGGUGUGACAAUAAGUCAGGUGGACGAGGAGACUUUCUCUGUGUUCGCACCAACACCAGGAGCCAUGAAUGAAGCCCAAGACUUCAUCAGUGACAUCUGCAAAGAUGACCAAGAACAGCAGCUGGAGUUUGGUGCUAUCUACACUGCCACCAUCACUGAGAUAAGGGACAUUGGUGUGAUGGUGAAACUUUAUCCCAACAUGAGUGCUGUCCUGCUGCACAACUCGCAACUAGACCACAAACGGAUCAAACAUCCAAGUGCCUUGGGUUUAGAGGUGGGACAGCAGAUACAGGUCAAGUACUUUGGACGGGACCCAACAGAUGGGAGAAUGAGACUUUCACGGAAGGUGCUCCAGUCUCCUGCUGCAACUGUUGUUAAGACACUAAGUGAGAAACAGAGCAUCUCCAUGGUUUCAAGCAACAGCCACACGACCAGCACCGAUUUGUGACACACCAACAGACUAGAUUGUGUUACAGAAUAGUCCUACCAAACCAAGCAUCAGAUCUUGUCACAAACUGGACCAGUGCUGUACAUAAAGAGGUUGUGGAUAUGGAUGUGAUUCAACUGGAGCACUGGGGUGAACUGUGCUUCAAUGAAUGUACACAAACUGAGAAGAACAUUUGGAUUAUGAUGAGCAGGAGACAUGUGUUAGAAAAUUCUACAUGUUUCAUUUUUAAAUAUCCCCUUUCAUGGUGUCUUGUUUUGCCACCUGGAGUAACUUUGACAGAAUCAGGCAGUAAGAGGAUUUGCUUUAAGUUUCCUCCAACACAGUCACCUAGCGGUUUUACCUAACAAACAGUGCAAUCUAACAAAGUGUUUCUUAUUCAAAUUUCAUCAUACUGCCUCUUCUGGUAUGGAACUUCCAUAUUUGGUGUCCACUAUGGCAGUGUAUCCUCCAAGCUGCCAGGAUCAAGAUAUGGACAAAGAAAAUUGUUUUUGUAAUAUUCCCUUAAUGUUGUGUUGCAUUUACAGUAUGUGUGAGUCAUCUGUAAAUAAGUGGUUGCUUUGUGGUGUUGAAAUUCACAACCAUUUCCAGUAAAGAAAUACCAUGCACAUAUAAGGAACCAGACUCUGAUCUAGCCCAACAUUCAGAUACCAGAUGUACAAAAAAAGCCAACAACAGAAUGCCACAAAUUGUACUCUUAGUAGAGAAAAAGGUCAAUAUAACCAAUCGAAAUGAUAAAAAACAUAGUUAAAGCAAAAUUUUAGACUACAAAAGCCAGGUUGCACAAUAGGAGGAAGUAAAAAUGCUAUACAAUAAAAUGGAUAAUGUGUUGAAUGAAAAAUUUGUAAUUGAAGACAUGAAAUGAUUCAAAAAAGAAUAUUACCCGAUCUGACGGCUGGAGCUACUUUAUACCAACCAGUGAACAGGCAGUGAUCCAAACUAUUUUAAGCUUUAAGCCAUCUUCAACCCACCCACCCUGGCGCACAGCUAGUUGUUGUUGUUUCACCUAUGUAAAAAAAAAAAAAGGCCGUCUUUGUUGCUGGUUCAAAUGGGGACGUACACAAGGACCUCAUCACCAGUUGUAAUACCCAUGAAGACAACAUGCUUGACAUAAAAACAUCAACAGCUUGAUAGGUGCAGGGUUAAGGUUUCAGGGCUCCUAAAUAAUCUGGUGGUGAGAUUUCCUACACCCAUGAGAUGUACAGCCCUGAGGCUCGGGAAAUACCCAUUGCUGUGUCACACACUGCCUGGAUUUGGUUGGAAUUGUUUACAUAAAUAAGAAUUUAAUUAUUCAGGCCUCUGACAGAAUUUGUGGUUACAUUUAAAACUCCCAACACCCUAACCUAAAUAUGCGCCAAAUUAAUAUGUCAUCUCCAUGGGGUAAACAUUGAGACAAUCUGUUAAUGUAUACGCUUUUCCAAAUAGCAUCUGUUGUUAACUGGAAACUUUCUGAAUAAUACAACAGAACAGAAAGAGUCAUUUGCACUGUCCAGAAACGGACCCCUUUGGGCAGGGAAAGUACAGUGUGUACUGGUGUUUCGUUCUUGGCUGGAGGGCAUUCAGGAUGCUCAAUAUCUGUAACGGUACCAAUAAACUGUGUGUGUGUG